Molecule: messenger RNA, 2582 nt
Organism: Ictalurus furcatus (blue catfish)
Lineage: Eukaryota; Metazoa; Chordata; Actinopteri; Siluriformes; Ictaluridae
Gene: smyd1b
Product: SET and MYND domain containing 1b
Exons: 10
Coding region: 599-2059 (486 amino acids)
Cellular component (GO): nucleus
Molecular function (GO): histone H3K4 methyltransferase activity; protein binding
Source: RefSeq, a predicted model, not a curated record
UAUAAUGAAAAAGAUAUACAAAUAGCAACACAGGACAUUUGCUGUACAAGGUUUGUAGGAUGUCAAGAAGUGUCGAGAAACAAGAAGGAGGACUUGGGAAAGUGCUGGAAAUAAAUACCAAUCACAUGAAGCAAAGUGUGUGCCCAGGUGGGAGCAGCUGUCUUUCGUCUCUACACUCAAUCUAUGACUGACAGGGCCAACUGAGAGACUAAAAUAUCAACCAGGAUCCUGAAUGGCCAUUCACGCUUAUAGAGAUGUUCCAUUUUGCAACAUCAUGGGAGGUUGUUUAACAUAACAGAAACCAACACACGAAUCGGUAGAGUCAGGAUACACUGUCUUUUUACAUAGAUUAAUAGAUUAGAUUUGUAAUAAUCUAGUGAUCUUUUUCAGUAGAUGGUCUUUGCUGGCAUUAGAAUACUCUCAUGAAGACUGACCACAAACCCAGCCCCACCUUUCUGAGCACAAGAUGGUAUGACUUGAGGGUGCAGGCUAUUUUAGAAGGUGGUAGUGGAAUGUCCAGCUGUUAAGCUGAUGACCUACAGGACACUCUGCCAGUGUAACAGAUAGUGUAGAGCUACAGUGACUGCACAGCUACAUCAUGGAAAACGUGGAAGUGUUUGACUCACCAGGAAAGGGACGUGGUUUAAGGGCCACAAAGGAAGUAUGGGCUGGGGAUGUUCUUUUUGCAGAACCUUGCUUUGCUUCUGUUGUCUUUGAUAGUUUUGCAGCUCAUGUGUGUCACAACUGCUUCCGUCGGCAGCAGAAGCUGCAGCGUUGUGGCCAGUGUCGGUUUGCACAGUACUGCGAUCGCACAUGUCAGCGUGCAGCCUGGGAAGAGCACAAAAAUGAGUGCGCUGCCAUUAAGAGCCAUGGCAAAGUGCCCAAUGAAAACAUCCGUCUUGCUGCUCGUAUUAUGUGGCGUCUUGAUAAGGAUGGUGGUGUGAUCUCAGACCUUCAGCUCAUUACACUGGAUGACCUGGAAGACCAUAUCUCAGACAUCCCUGAAAUUGAUCUGAAGGAGCUCAAAGUAGAUAUUCACAACUUCUUGGAUUACUGGCCCAGAACAUGCAAGCAACACACUGUUGACAGCAUCUCACACAUCUUUGGAUUGAUCAAUUGCAAUGGCUUCAUGAUAAGUGAUCAUAAAGGCCUGCAGGCGGUGGGUGUUGGUCUCUUCCCCAACCUCUGUCUGGUCAACCAUGACUGCUGGCCAAACUGCACAGUUAUCCUCAACAACGGAAAUCACUCUGCCAUCAGUACUAUGUAUCAUACUCAGAAGAGAAUUGAACUACGGGCCCUGGGUAAGAUCACUGUGGGGGAGGAAUUGACUGUGGCAUAUGUGGACUACCUGAAUCUGUCUGAGGACCGCAAACGCAUGCUAAAGCAGCAAUACUUCUUUGACUGCACCUGUGAUCAUUGCACCAACAAAACUAAUGAUGACCUGAAGAUGGCUGGUGCAGAAGUGGAUGGAGUUAAGGUACCAGAUGAGAAGGUGAAGGAAAUAACAGAAUAUAGUCAGGAGAUGCUGAAGAAAAUGGAGAAGGCCCGUAUAGAUGCAAACUACAAUGAGGUGGUAAAGAUCUGCCGAGAAUGUACGGAAAAGCAGGAAAACGUCCUUGCUGAUACCCACAUCUACCAGCUAAAGAUGUGGAGUACGCUCAGUGAGGUCCUUUCCUACUUGCAGUUCUUUGAGGAGGCAGCUAUCUAUUCGCGCAAGAUGGUGGAUGGAUACAUGAAACUAUACAAUCCAAACAAUGCCCAACUAGGCAUGGCUACAAUGAGAGCAGGAGUGACUCACUGGCAGGCUGGGCAAAUAGAGGUGGCACAUAGCAUGAUCUGCAAAGCAUAUGCCAUUCUCAUGGUGACUCAUGGGCCCACACAUCCCAUUACUAAGGACUUAGAGGCUAUGCGCAUGCAGACAGAGAUGGAGCUGCGAAUGUUUAAGCAGAAUGAGUACAUUUACCACACCAUGCGUGAGGCAGCGCUUAAAAACCAGCCCGUACAGAUGAUGUCAGAACCAAUUGAGGAGGGUAUCAAGAGUCUCUUCCGCAAGAAGUGACCUCAAACAGCUCACACACUGCCAUCCUUAUGAUUACUUGUAUGGAUUUCAUCACUGUGACUUAAGAUACUCAUACCAGUUAUCAGUAUAACUGACAGCUAUUUAAAACCACUUGCAGUACUUUUCGGUAAUUUCUUAGAUAAUAUAAUCAAAAUAAAAUCAAAAGGUUUUUAGGUUGUAUUUUAUAGGUCAUGUAUUUCUUUUUGAUUUAAUAGCCUACACAUUUUGAAUUGUGUAUUUUGUAAAUAAAGAGUCAUCACCAGCUGAAAGAUUUAUGUUUAAAGUGUAUUUUUCUAAGAACCCAAAUGUCACUUUCAAUUUGUCUAAUGCUGUCCCCCCCAAUGAUGAGGAAAUACCAAUCUGUCCCCCCCAAUAUACAGUAGAAAAUAUUUUCUAUAUGUCCCCCUUUAACCCUGCCAACGGAUCUGUCUUUUCUUCAUCUAUUCUAUUUAUUUAUGUCUAUUCCUUUUUAAUAUAUUUCCGUUUGUUAAGGAAAAUAGGUGUGUGCCCCACCUCCAAUAGU